AGCAGGCACAUCAUCAAACAUGGGUCGGGGAGGUGGUGUGGAAUUAUGAAAAAACCAAAAAGCACUGUAAAGAUCUUGGAAGAAGAGUUAGACAAGAGAGCAAAGGAAGGUCUCUGAGCAGACAGCACAGGGAGAGACCAGAGCCAUCGCAGGGAGGAGAGGGUUAAAUCCUUUCGUCUGCAGUACAAAAGAAAAGAGUGUGCGGAAAGAUUAGGAUUUUUGCUUUUACAAUGGGAGCUGCAGAAGCGUAGGGAAGAAGCUGAAGAAAAAAAAGGGGGCGUCUCCCCUUUAAAGACUUGGAGAGAUUGAGAGAGAAAGAGAGAGAGAGAGGGACAGGGAGUCAGAGAGUCUGUCUCUGGGAAGGGAGACCAUCUCUGCUUCACAGUGAUUGCACUGGAGGGGGGGAAGCAUCAGUUGGCUUCAGACCCAAGGGGGAGAACGGGGCAGGUCACCCCGGUUGAGACUAAGUGAGCGUUGCCCCUCCCUCUCCCACCUCUCUCUGCCCGGGAAUGUCUCGGCGAAAGCAGCGGAAACCCCAACAGUUAAUCUCGGACUGCGAAGGUCCCAGCGCGUCUGAGAACGGUGAUGCUAGCGAGGAGGACCACCCCCAAGUCUGUGCCAAGUGCUGCGCACAAUUUACAGACCCAGCUGAAUUCCUCGCCCACCAGAACGCAUGCUCUACUGAACCCCCUGUAAUGGUGAUAAUUGGGGGCCAAGAAAACCCCAACAACUCUUCUUCCUCCACUGAACCCCGGCCCGAGGGCCACAAGAGUCCCCCGGUCAUGGACGCAGAGCACAGAAGUCCCCCGGAUUCUGGGUCCUCCGUGCCCACGGAUCCCACCUGGGGCCCUGAACGGAGAGGAGAGGAGCCCGCGGGGCACUUCCUGGUCGCUGCCACAGGUACAGCAGCCGGGGGAGGUGGGGGCCUAAUUUUGGCCAGUCCCAAACUGGGUGCAACCCCAUUACCUCCAGAGUCGACCUCUGCACCCCCUCCUCCCCCACCUCCUCCUCCACCCCCAGGUGUAGGCAGUGGCCACUUGAACAUCCCUCUGAUCCUGGAAGAGCUACGGGUGCUGCAGCAGCGGCAAAUCCAUCAGAUGCAGAUGACUGAGCAAAUCUGCCGGCAGGUGCUGCUGUUGGGCUCCUUAGGCCAGACUGUCGGUGCCCCUGCCAGUCCCUCAGAGCUACCUGGGACAGGGACCCCAUCCUCCACCAAGCCCCUGCUACCCCUCUUCAGCCCCAUCAAGCCAGUCCAAACUGGCAAGACACUGGCACCUUCCUCCUCCUCCUCCUCCUCCUCCUCCUCAGGGGCAGAAACACCCAAGCAGGCUUUCUUCCACCUCUACCACCCACUGGGGACACAGCAUCCCUUCUCUGCUGGAGGAGUUGGGCGAAGCCACAAACCCACCCCUGCCCCCUCUCCAGCCUUGCCAGGCAGCACAGACCAGCUGAUUGCCUCACCUCACCUGGCAUUCCCAGGUACCACGGGACUGCUGGCAGCACAGUGUCUGGGGGCAGCCCGUGGCCUUGAGGCCGCUGCCUCCCCAGGGCUCCUGAAGCCAAAGAAUGGAAGUGAGCUGGGCUAUGGAGAGGUAAUGGGUCCCUUGGAGAAGCCUGGAGGACGGCAUAAAUGCCGCUUCUGCGCCAAAGUAUUUGGCAGUGACAGUGCCCUGCAGAUCCACCUGCGCUCCCACACUGGUGAGAGGCCCUACAAGUGCAAUGUUUGUGGCAACCGCUUUACCACCCGUGGCAACCUCAAAGUGCACUUCCACCGGCACCGUGAGAAGUAUCCACAUGUGCAGAUGAACCCACAUCCCGUGCCAGAGCACCUAGACUACGUCAUCACCAGCAGCGGCCUGCCCUAUGGUAUGUCUGUGCCACCAGAGAAAGCUGAGGAGGAGGCCACACCCGGUGGAGCUGUUGAACGCAAGCCUCUGGUGGCCUCUACCACAGCACUCAGUGCCACAGAGAGCUUGACACUGCUCUCCACCAGUGCAGGCACGGCCACAGCUCCUGGGCUCCCUGCUUUUAAUAAGUUUGUGCUCAUGAAAGCCGUGGAGCCCAAGAGUAAAGCUGAUGAAAACACUCCUCCAGGGAGCGAGGGCUCAGCCAUAACCAGUGUGGCAGAAAGUGGCACCGCAACCCGCAUGCAGCUAAGUAAGCUGGUGACUUCACUACCGAGCUGGGCACUGCUUACCAACCAUUUCAAGUCCACUGGCAGCUUUCCCUUCCCCUAUGUGCUAGAGCCCUUGGGAGCUUUGCCCUCUGAGACAUCAAAGCUGCAGCAACUGGUAGAAAAGAUUGACCGUCAAGGAGCUGUGGCAGUGGCCUCUACUGCCUCAGGAGCCCCCACCACCUCUGCCCCUGCAGUUUCAUCCUCAGCCUCAUCUGGACCUAACCAGUGUGUCAUCUGCCUCCGGGUGCUGAGCUGUCCUCGGGCUCUGCGCUUGCAUUAUGGUCAACAUGGAGGUGAGCGGCCCUUCAAAUGCAAAGUGUGUGGCAGAGCCUUCUCCACUCGGGGCAAUCUGCGUGCACAUUUCGUUGGCCACAAGGCUAGUCCAGCUUCCCGGGCCCAGAACUCCUGCCCCAUCUGCCAGAAGAAGUUUACCAAUGCCGUCACUCUGCAGCAGCAUGUCCGCAUGCACCUGGGGGGCCAGAUCCCCAAUGGUGGGACCACACUCUCUGAAAGCGGGGGAGCUGCCCAGGAGAAUGGUUCCGAACAAUCUACGGGCUCUGGGGCAGGGAGCUUCCCCCAGCAGCAAUCCCAGCAGGCAUCCCCAGAAGAGGAGUUGUCUGAUGAGGAGGAGGAGGAGGAGGAGGAAGAAGAGGAUGAUGUGACCGAUGAAGAUUCCCUGGCAGGGAGAGGCUCCGAGAGUGGAGGUGAGAAAGCAAUAUCAGUACGAGGCGACUCGGAAGAGGCAUCUGGGGCAGAGGAAGAAGUGGCGACGGUGGCCACAGCUGGGAAGGAGAUGGAUAGUAAUGAAAAAGCCACUCAACAGUUUUCUCUGCCACCACCACCACCACCACCAUCUGACAGCCUGGAUCAACCACAGCCAAUGGAUCAGGGAAGCAGUGAUGCUGCAGGAGGCACAGAAGUGGGGGGCAAACCAGAGAGGAGCUCAAGCCCAAUGUUAGCACUCACCCCAGAAGGGGAAGGCCCCAGCACCGUCUUGGUGGAGGGGUUGGGCAUGCAGGAAGCAAUAAGAAAGGAGCCAGGAGAGAGCAGCAGUAGAAAAGCCUGUGAAGUGUGUGGCCAGACCUUUCCCACCCAGGCAGCUCUGGAGGAGCAUCAGAAGACCCACACCAAGGAGGGGCCGCUCUUCACCUGUAUUUUCUGCAAGCAGGGCUUUCUCGAGCGGGCUACCCUCAAGAAGCAUAUGCUGCUGGCUCACCACCAGAACCAGUACACGGCUUUCCUGUCAAGUGGCCUGCCCACCAAGCCCUGGAGUUCCAGCUCCUCCUCCACUACUCCAGGCCUGGCACCACCAGUGCUGUUUGGCCCAAAAACUGUGGCUGGGAAAGUGCUCCCAGGAACGGCAUCCAGAGAGGCCAAGGAGAAGAAAGCCCCCCUCCUCCUUUUUCGGCCUCCUGCAUCCAAGGCAGUGCCUGAGAACCCCAUCGUAGAAGAGAAGUAGCAAACUGUACAUUCCUUCUUCCCUCUGCUCCAGAAGGUGCCAGCAAUGAAGAUGCAGCAGUCAGUAACUGGUGGCUCAGCCCUAGGGAUAGGGAGAAACAGGGUAUAGGACACUCUUCUGGUAAACCACCAAUAGUCACAUUAAGGCAAAGGUGUUAACUGGUCAAUAUGCCAAGAUAUCUCCAGCGGCUCGUAUUCCCUUAUUAUGGGAAUUUAGGAAGCAAGCAGAUUUCUUGCCAAGAAGUUUCCCAUGGAAUAUUUUGGGAAACAUGAAGUUAGUUUAUAACUUUAAGGAGCACUGUUGGUGAGGGUGGUUGGAGUAAUGAUGGAGAGUUGAGUUGAAUUGAGUAAUGAUGGAGUGUUGCCGAACCACAGGGCUCGUUGGGAAUCUAUUUGAUUAAGAAAGUGAUGUGAUAUAAGGGAGGGGACUUUAAAUUCUGAUUGAAUGGAUCUGAUGAAUGUUUGACACAGUGUGCAGCAGUGCACCAGGGAUCAUGGGGGAUUUCCUUGCACUAGUGUUCUAGUUUUAGAUAACUCCCUCCUUUAUUCCCUGGCCCCUUGUAUUUUCCUCAUCUUCCUCUCUCAAGGCCCCUUUCCACCUCCCUGUUUUGCCUGUUUAUGAACUGGGGCCUAUGUGUUUACCACCAUCUGGUUCUUAAGAGCCCCAGACGUUGGGAAACCAACUCCAGGUGGUAUCCUCCCUGCUUCUCUGUCUUGUAAUGAGAUUUAGUAUUUACUGUUAACAUAGGAUCAUUUGGAACAGGAGUUCUGAGGAGGAGAAAAUGAGGGUUCUGCUAAACUGACUUGAAUGAUGGCUUCUCCUCCAAAGGUGUAGGCUCCAAAGUUUCCUAACAUAGUAAAAUGUAAAGAGCAGACAAGGGAGAUGUUAGUGUCUUUCCUUCUAUCAUUAAAGGUGUUUUGACCAAAUAGCUGUGUGUUUCUCCUUAUUUCUUGACAAAAUAGCCAGCUGGAGUGUGAUUUGGGCAUUCCUUAACAUUGAGAUUUCCUUCCCACCUAGCUCUCCUGCCAAAGCAGAACAUAUGGUGUUGACAUAUUUAAUUUAUUCAGCCUUGUCCUAAAACAACCUCCAAUGCAUAUAAUUUCCCUGUGGAAAUGGAGUUUCUAUUCUCAAAAGGUAGGGGAUUUUCCUACUGCGUCCAGUCAUUGUCUAGGUUUUCUCUUUGCCAAUACAGGCUAGAAUCUCCCACCACCAGCCUUUUAUGUUUUGUUUGUUUGGGAGGUUGAAAGCUGUUUCUUUAUCAUUCUUCCUUGUACCUCAGGCCAGCAACCUAUCUGACAUCAGUUGAUCUGUGGACCAUGGGGAAUUAAUCUUCAUGAUCCUUGAAAUCUGAUGUUGUAA
This is a messenger RNA of Loxodonta africana (African savanna elephant), 4994 nucleotides long. RefSeq names its product spalt like transcription factor 2 (gene SALL2). Bases 510 to 3635 code for a protein of 1041 amino acids. NCBI's taxonomy places the organism in Eukaryota, Metazoa, Chordata, Mammalia, Proboscidea, Elephantidae. The transcript has 3 exons. Gene Ontology annotation, molecular function: RNA polymerase II cis-regulatory region sequence-specific DNA binding; DNA-binding transcription factor activity, RNA polymerase II-specific. Gene Ontology annotation, cellular component: nucleus. Gene Ontology annotation, biological process: regulation of transcription by RNA polymerase II. The record is from RefSeq and is a predicted model, not a curated record.